Messenger RNA from Dentiscutata erythropus, 1029 nucleotides. The record is from the annotation of a GenBank genome assembly. NCBI's taxonomy places the organism in Eukaryota, Fungi, Glomeromycota, Glomeromycetes, Diversisporales, Gigasporaceae.
AUGUCUGAUUACACCACCUCUGAAGAAGAAUUUGACCCUAAUAAUGAUAUUAUUCCCAAAGAGGAAGUUGAUUCAUCUAAUAUUAUUCUUGAAGAGGAGGUUGAUUCAUCUGAUAAUAUUAAUGAGGAAAAUGCCACUACCAUGUUGCCAUUACAAGAAGUCUUAUUAGAUAGUUUUAAUGUAAAUUGUAGUAAAAACAAAACGUCACCUGUAUGGAACUUUAUGAGUAAGCAAAAAGAAGGAAAUAAGGUUAUUGCAAGAAUAUGUGGAAGAUGCGGUCAAAAAUUUAGCCCUACUAGAAUUUUGGGUAACCAUCUUAGCAAUAAGCAUGGUUUAGAAAUUACCCUAAAAAGAAAUAACUUGAUCCAAAGACCAUAUGGUAAAGAAGAUACUUGGCAUAAAAAAGAGUGCUUUGAUGCCAUUUUGAAUCUUGUUGUUUGCUGUCAGCUCCCAUUCGCAAUAAUUGAAAAUACCUGGUUUCAACAAAUGGUAAACACAUUUGACCCAAUAUAUAAGCUUCCAUUGUGCCAGUAUAUAAAGAAAGAGAUAAUAAAUCAGUUUAAAAUUCGGUAUGAUCUUGUUGCUAGAGAACUCAGAAAUACUGCUGUUACUAGUCUACGAAAUACCAUGACUCAGUAUAAAUCACAAGUCCCAGCAACAACUAUGACUAGUUCCACUCCUAAAUUGGCAUCUAAGAAUAAAAGAAAGUUUUUCGAGUCAUUAUUAAUACAGCAACAAACAAUUGAACAACCAUUGAUGGAGGAAUUAGAUCACUAUUUAUCCAUGCCAAUGACUAAUAAAAAUAAUUCUCUCUUAUGGUGGGCUGAAAAUGAGCACAAGCUUCCAAUGCUUGCAAAAAUAGCACGAGACUUUCUUUUGAUCCAAGGAACGAAUGUUCCAUGUGAGGAGGCCUUCUCAACUGCAGCAGGAACAAUCACAAAAGUUCAUAACCGCCUUGAUCCUCAAACUGCUCGUGUGUCACUUUGUCUAAAGAGUUGGAUUGAACAAGGUGUUGGUAUAUUAAACUGA